GCGGGCGCCGCCGGCAGUCGCGAGCCGAGCCCCGCGGGAGACAGAUGUGUGUGCGCCCCCAGAGCGCCUGUGCAGUUGAGUGUGUUCGCGAGUGCAGUGAGUGCUCGCCGCGGCAUGACGCGGCAGUGACGGAUGCGGCGCGCGCCGGGACCGCGCGGGGCGCCGGGACCGCGGGCCGCCGCCCUGCUGCUGCCCCUGCUGCUGCAAUACACGUGGGCAGCGGGCGUGUUCGAGCUACAGAUUCUAGAGUUUUCUAACUACCGGCUGCGGCUGGCGUCGGGCGCGUGCUGCGGCGGCGCGGGGGCCGGGGGCGCGGGGGUCGCGGGGGUCGCGGGGGGCGCGGGGGCGGCCUGCACGGCGCCGUGCCGCACGCGCUUCUCGCUGUGCCUGAAGGAGUACCAGGCGGCGGCGGGCGGCGGCGGCGCGGGCUGCUCGUUCGGCCGCGCCGCCUCGCCCGUGCUCGGCACCGACUCCUUCACGCUCGCCGAGCCGCUCUACACGCUCGCGCUGCCCUUCACCUUCCGCUGGACGAGGUCGUUCACCCUGAUCCUGCAAGCGUACGACGACUUCGACUACAGCGACGGCGAGGAGAGCGGGCUGAUCGAGGAGGCGUGGUGGUCCGGCAUCGUGGAGCCGGGCGCGGCGUGGCACGCGCUGCGCCACGCCGGCGCCGCCUCGCUUGCCUACCGCGUGCGCGUGUCGUGCCAGCCCAACUACUACAACACCACCUGCACCAGUUUCUGCCGCCCGCGCGACGACCAGUUCGGCCACUACUCGUGCUCCGCGCGCGGCGACAAGCGCUGCCUGCCCGGCUGGCGCGGCGACAACUGCGACAUACCUGUUUGCAAGGAAGGCUGCCAUCCAACCCACGGACACUGCGAUAAACCUGGUGAUUGCGACUGCCGGCCGGGCUGGCGCGGCGAGCUGUGCGCGCAGUGCACGCCGUACCCCGGCUGCAAGCACGGCUACUGCAACGGCUCCUCGUGGGACUGCACGUGCGACACCAACUGGGGCGGCAUCCUGUGCGACCAGGACCUCAACUACUGCGGGACGCACGAGCCGUGCCGCCACGGGGGCACCUGCGAGAACACGGCGCCCGACCAGUACCUGUGCACCUGCGCCGACGGGUUCAGCGGCACGGACUGCGAGCGCGUGGACAACCCGUGCGCGCCGGGCCCGUGCCGCCACGGCGCCUGCAGCGUGGCCGCCGCGCCGCCCGGCUACAGCUGCGCCUGCGAGCCGGGCUGGGCGGGCGCCGCCUGCGACCAGGACGAGGACGACUGCGCCUCGUCGCCCUGCGUGCACGGCGCGUGCCGCGACCUGCUGGCGGGCUACGAGUGCCGCUGCGCGCCGGGCUGGGCCGGGCCGGACUGCGCGCAGGACGUGGACGAGUGCGCGGGCGGCGCGGGCCCGUGCGUGAACGCGGCGGCGUGCAGCAACGCGCCGGGCGGCUACUCGUGCGCGUGCCUGGCGGGCUGGACGGGCCGCGACUGCGCGCACAACGUGGACGACUGCGCGUCCGCCCCGUGCCUGCACGGCGCCACGUGCAUCGACCUGGUGGACGACUUCCACUGCGCGUGCGCGGCGGGCUACGCGGGCCGCACGUGCGCGCGCGACGUGGACGAGUGCGCGCCGCGUCCGUGCCGGCACGGCGGCGAGUGCGUGGACCUGCUGGACGACUACCGCUGCAUCUGCCCCGUGGGCUUCGCCGGCAAGGACUGCGAGGACGACCGCGACCACUGCCUGGAGGCGCCGUGCGGCAACGGCGCGCCGUGCUACACCGCGCAGGGAGACUACUACUGCCACUGCGCGCCCGGCUGGAGCGGCAAGAACUGCACCGAGCCCGCCCCCGCCGCGCCCGCCCCCGCCCCCGCCGCGCCCGCCCUCGCGUCCGCCGCGCCCGCCGCCUGCCCGCCCGGCGCGCUCGGACCCGACUGUGUCAUGGGACUGAACGCAUGUAACCCUAACCCUUGCCUGAACAACGGCACGUGUGUGGAGAGCGGCGGCGCGGCGCGCUGCGUGUGCGCGGCGGGGUGGGGCGGCGCGCGCUGCUCGGCGGGGGGCGCGGGGGGCGCGUGGUGCGCGGGCGCGUGCCUGCACGGGGGCGCGUGCGUGCGCGGCACGGAGGGCUGGCGGUGCGCGUGCGCGGGGGGGCGCGGGGGGGCGCGCUGCGAGCUGGCGGCGGACGGCUGCGCGUCCGGCCCGUGCCAGCACGGCGCGCGCUGCGUGGGCGGCGCGGGCUGGUGGGCGUGCGAGUGCGGCCCGGGCUGGGCGGGCGCGGCGUGCGACGUGGCGGUGCCGCCCCCCGCCCCCGCGCCCUGCGCCGCCUGCCCCCCCGCCGCCGCCUGCGUCAGCGCGGGGGACUCCUACCGCUGCCAGUGCCCGGCGCCCCCGGCGCGUGGCGCGAGGCGAUGCCUGGAAUUACUGGCUGGACUAGACGAGAAGAGUGAUAUGACGGAAGACACGUCCCUGAGUUACGACGCGGCGACGGACGAGUGGAGCGGGGGGGAGUGCGGCGCGGGGAACGGCUCCUGGUGGUGGGGCUGCAACGUGUGCUGGUGCGGGGGCGGGAGCGGAGGCGCGGGGGGGGGGGGCGCGCAGUGCACGCGGCUGUGGUGCGGGCUGGCGGACUGCCUGCGCGCGGGCGCCGCGUGCCGCGCGGACGAGGUGUGCGUGCCGGCCGCGCCCGCGCUGUGCCUGCGCGCGCCCUGCGCCGCGCCGGGCGAGUGCCGCCGCGUGGUGGCGCGCGCCGUGGCCGCCCCCGCGCUGCCCGCGCCCCCCGCGUGCUGGCCCGGCGCGCCCGCCCCGCCCCCGCCCGGCUGCGCGCGCGUGCUGCUGGAGCUGGCGCGCGAGCGGCUGGCGCGCGGCGCGCACGUGGAGCGCGCGUGCUGGUGGCUGCGGCGCGCGCUGGCGGCCGCGCUGGCGCCGCGCCUCACGCCGCUCGCGCUGCUGUGCGACCUCGCGCCCAACGACGACGACGCGCUCGACCUCGCUCUGUGGGUCGGUGAAGAGGAAGGGCCGGCAGGCGCAGCGACGCUGGACGCGGCCCUGCGCGCGCUGGACGAGCUGCUGGCGCGCCGCCGCCUCGCGCCGCACGCGCUGCUGGGGGCCGCCCUGCGCCUGCGUACCGCCCCCGCGCCCCCCGCGCCGCCCCCCGCCGGCGCCGCGCCCGCGCUGGCCGCCGCGCUGGCCGCCGCCGCCGCGCUGCUGCUGGCCGGGCUGGCGCUGCUGCUGCUACAGCGCCGCCGCGCCGCCGCCGAGCGCGCGCGCCGCUGCGACGAGGAGAAGUCCAACAACCUGCAGAACGAGGAGAACCUGCGGCGCUACGCCAACCCGCUGCACGCGCCCGCGCCCGCGCCCCCCGCCGCCGCGCCGCACCCCCGCGCGCUCGCGCUCUACAAGGCGCACAACGCGGACGCGCGCAACAACACGCCGCCGCGCGCGCCCGACAAGGACUUCGCCAAGCGCGCGCUGCCGCCGCCCGACGCCCCCACCCCCGCGCCCGCCGCGCCCGCCCCCGCGCCCGCGCCGCGCCCGCCGCUGCAGCCGCCCGAGCGCCUCACCGUGCUGGUGUGAGGAGGAUCUCACGUGUGAUACUAAUGUAAGCUAGAGUAGAGACCGUGUACUUACGGUGCGGCCCUCGGUCCGUCUCCAGUUAAUUUAUUGCACUCACCGUCUGUAGAUGUAAGACUAGGUAGUUCGUUUGUAAAUAUUGUACCUAAAAGACUGUAAAUAAUGUUGAUGAUUUGAAAUUGAGUGUAAGUAUUUUAUAUAUUUUCUAUGAAGUUUCUAAAGAAAUGUAAAAAAAUGGUUGUACAUUUUAAGAAAGAAAUUGAUGCAAUAAAUUGCUUCUAAUUA
Molecule: messenger RNA, 3858 nt
Organism: Plutella xylostella (diamondback moth)
Lineage: Eukaryota; Metazoa; Arthropoda; Insecta; Lepidoptera; Plutellidae
Gene: Ser
Product: protein serrate
Biological process (GO): Notch signaling pathway; cell communication; multicellular organism development
Cellular component (GO): membrane
Molecular function (GO): calcium ion binding; Notch binding
Source: RefSeq, a predicted model, not a curated record